Molecule: messenger RNA, 1149 nt
Organism: Cynara cardunculus var. scolymus (artichoke)
Lineage: Eukaryota; Viridiplantae; Streptophyta; Magnoliopsida; Asterales; Asteraceae
Product: probable aquaporin PIP2-2
Exons: 4
Coding region: 54-908 (284 amino acids)
Biological process (GO): transmembrane transport
Cellular component (GO): plasma membrane
Molecular function (GO): water channel activity
Source: RefSeq, a predicted model, not a curated record
CACACCAUUCUCUCUAUUCUCUCUCACAUAUUUAGCUAGUCUUACUCUUGGGAAUGGCGAAAGACGUUGGGGUUGGUGGCCAUGAUUACACUGCAAGAGAUUACCAAGACCCUCCACCGGCAGACCUUUUUGACGCCGAGGAACUCACCAAAUGGUCCUUUUACAGAGCCAUCAUUGCCGAGUUCGUUGCAACCCUCUUGUUCCUUUAUAUCACCGUUUUGACAGUUAUCGGCUACAAGUCUCAGACAGACCCCAUCCACAGCUCCGACCAAUGUGGUGGCGUCGGAAUCCUCGGAAUCGCUUGGGCCUUCGGUGGCAUGAUAUUCGUCCUCGUUUAUUGCACCGCCGGCAUCUCCGGAGGACACAUUAACCCUGCCGUCACGUUUGGGUUGUUGUUGGCCAGGAAGGUGAGUGUUCCAAGGGCGGUCAUGUACAUUGUGGCUCAAUGCUUGGGUGCCAUCUGUGGUUGUGGUCUUGUGAAGGCUUUCCAAAAGACUUACUAUGAUAAUUACGGUGGUGGUGCCAACGAACUUGCCGAUGGCUACAGCAAAGGCACGGGGUUGGGUGCGGAAAUCAUCGGCACCUUUGUCCUCGUAUACACCGUCUUCUCAGCCACUGAUCCCAAGAGAAAUGCCCGCGAUUCCCAUGUCCCCGUGUUGGCACCUCUCCCUAUUGGAUUUGCUGUGUUCAUGGUUCAUUUAGCCACAAUCCCAAUUACCGGCACCGGAAUCAACCCAGCUCGUAGUUUUGGUGCGGCUGUUAUCUAUGGAAAAGACAAGGCCUGGGAUGAUCAAUGGUUAUUCUGGGUGGGACCAAUGAUCGGAGCCGCCAUUGCCGCCAUCUACCACCAGUAUGUACUGAGAGCAGGAGCAGCGAAAGGACUUGGAUCCUUCAGGAGCAAUGUGUAGGAGAAGGGCACGAAGGUUGCAGAAUAUUCCAAUGCAAUUGUACAAAUUAAGUUGGGUUGGUUUUAUAUAUGGUGUCCCUCUUAUAUCAUGUAUGUUGGUGUUUUGGGCACUUGUUUUUUUGAGUGUGCCACUCUGGUCCCUCGACUUUAUUUUUAUGUCAAUUUAAUCCCUCUGUUUUGUUGUAACCAAUUAAAGGUUACCCAAAUAAUAAAUACGAAGCAUGGCAAGGGAUUUUGUGGUG